Molecule: messenger RNA, 957 nt
Organism: Trichophyton rubrum CBS 118892
Lineage: Eukaryota; Fungi; Ascomycota; Eurotiomycetes; Onygenales; Arthrodermataceae
Exons: 3
Coding region: 1-957 (318 amino acids)
Source: RefSeq, a predicted model, not a curated record
AUGUUUGGCAUCAUCGCAGACCUGCUGGCGGCCGUCGCCACGGUUCUCUUCCCGAUCUUCGCAUCGUACAAGGCCCUCCAGACCCGUGAUGUGACCAACCUAGCUCCCUGGCUGAUGUACUGGGUCGUCUACUCGGCCAUCACCCUCGUCGAGUCAUGGACGUUCUUCAUAAUAUCUUGGUUCCCGUUCUAUAGCUGGAUACGUCUAUUUGCACUCUCCUACCUUGUCCUUCCGCAAACACAGGGCGCAAAGAAGCUCUAUCUCGAACACGUCGAGCCCUUCCUUCGCCAUCAUGAGCGUGAGAUCGAGGAGCUUAUCGGCCAGGCCCAUUCCCGCGGCAGUGCGAUGGGACUGCAGUACCUGAAGAAACUCAUCGAUCUGGUCAGGACAAAGGCGAUGGGUUUACCGCCUCUCUGGGAGGGGCAGGCACAGGGACACGCGGACACUACUAACGUUGCGGCGCCGUCCUAUGCGCAGACUCUGUUUUCGCGGUUCAAUUUGCCCGCUGUGGGUGCUGGGGCGGCUCCCGGCGCUGGUGGUGCCUCAGGUGGUUACGGAGCACCGGAUUUCGUCAGUAUGAUAGGCAGUGUGCUGGGAGGAGCAGGAGGGGCAGCAAAGAGCCCUGACGCCCAGGCGGCGGAGCUAAGUGCGUCCGGCCGUCUGCUACCUCGCCAUGUCGCUUCUGCCCCGCGGUCAGAGCAGGCAGCAUACAUCGCUUCCCAGCGAGACCAUCUGAGGGUUCUCCUGUCGGCGUAUGAUCGGGAAUUUGGAAGCCUUAGCUCUGGCGCUGGCGGUCCUGAUGAAUCCGUCGGAGGCUUCGAGAGCAGCGGCCUCCGCAAGAACAGAAGUGACAACUCGUUUGAGAACAUCGAGCAUGAGGACCUAGGUGCCUCGUCGGCCUUUGAUACACAUCGGUACGCCGACUAUCGAAGGCCGAGGAUGGGUGAUUUCGAGUGA